Molecule: messenger RNA, 3829 nt
Organism: Pocillopora verrucosa
Lineage: Eukaryota; Metazoa; Cnidaria; Anthozoa; Scleractinia; Pocilloporidae
Source: RefSeq, a predicted model, not a curated record
ACGGCCAUGUUGAGGUGACAGUCAAAAUUUUACUUUUUCUUUGAGCAAUUCUUCAAAAUUUGUUUUUCGUUUUGGUACAAUGUCGUAUCAUCCGCCUCCACCGCAACCACUGGGUGCUCCUCCAGCGGGAAUACAUCUUCCGCCAGGGUUACCACCUCCUGGUAGUUUACCGGGCGGACUUCCCCCCCCACCACCGUUCCCCGGACCUCCUGGCUUUCCGCCACCACCGAUGCCUCCUCCGGGUACAACAGUCCCACCAACAAUACCAACCAAACCUCCUAUUGCUGUACCAGGAGUACCUCCUUUAGGAGUCCCCCCAGGUUUACCACUUCUUCCCACUCCAACAGCUCCGUCAGGACGAACACCAUACAAACAUGAAAAUAAACAGAAUAAUAACCAGAAUCAAAACCAAGCAAAUUCAACCUCGACAACAACAGUGUUUGUAGGUAACAUAACUGAAAGAGCUUCUGAUGCACUUAUUAGACAAAUUUUAACGAAAUGUGGUGUAGUAGUGAACUGGAAACGGGUACAAGGAGCCAAGGGAAAGUUACAGGCAUUUGGAUUCUGUGACUAUGGAGAUCCAGAAUCAGGUCUACGAUCAAUUAGAUUACUUCACAACAAAGUAUUAGGAGACAAGGCAUUAGUUGUGAAAGUGGAUGCAAAAACGAAGACUUAUCUCGAUGAAUACAAAGCUGAGAAGAAAAAAGAAAUGAAAAAGAAUGCCGAGGAAAAGAAAAAAGAGGACGGAGAGGCUGAUGAUGAUGAAGAUGAUGAUAAUGAUGAUCUUGAUGGCGAAACCCUGGUAGAAGAUACAAGAGUCAAGAAAGCCAUUGAACAAAUCAUUUUAGAGCAUUCUGAUAUUUUAAACAGGAAAUUAGAAAGUGAACCUUACAGAGCUACACACAGUGGUUCAGAGCAAAAUUUGGAAGGUUUGGAUAUGGACAAUGAAAAGAAGAGCUUAGUGUCACGAGAGAUUAGAAGCUUCAGAGAUACUUACAGAAGAGAGGACAAGAAAAAGGAAGAAGAGAAAUCGGAGAGGAAAGACAAAGACAGGGACAGAGACAAAGAACGAGAAAGGGAUCGAGAGAAAGACCGAGAUCGAGACAGGGACCGGGACCGAGACAAGGACAGAGAACGAGAACGCGAGAGAGAAAGAGAAAGAGAAAGGAAGCGUGAGCGUGAGGAAAGGGAACGUCGAGAAAAAGACCGUGAACGCGACGAUCGUGACCGUGAUCGUGAUAGAGAUCGUGAUCGUGAGAAGGCGCGUGAAAAAGAGCGGGAGUCUGAACGUGACCGAGAAAAGGAACGUGAAUAUGACGAAGAUGAAGAGCUGGAUAGACGACAGCGAGAGAGAAGACAACGGGAGAAAGAUGCCUCUUACCAGAAGCGGUUGAAAACAUGGGAAAAUAGAGAACGUAAAAGAGCUCGGGAAUAUGAACGAGAAAUGGAAAAAGAAGGCGAGAAGAAAGAUGAACAGGCACGUGAGAGGAAGCAUUUACAGGAAUUUCUUGAAGAUUACGAUGACGACAAGGACGAUCCAAAAUACUACAAGGGAAGUGCGCUACAGAGACGGCGACGCGAAAGAGAAAUGGAGGUAGAAACAGACGAACGAGAUCGCCAGCGAGAAAUGGAGGAAAUAGAAGAGAUUAGAAAACAGAUUGUUGAUAAUCGGCCUGAAGAUAUGGAUGAACAGGACGGUAAGGAGAGUGAGAAGGAGGAGGAAGUCAAACCGGCUUUACAACCGACUUUCAAGCCAGCCGUGAUAUCACAACCUCAGCCGUUUGUACCUCAGGUCGAACCUGCUCCUAUAUCGAAUUGGUCACCAAGCCCCAGAUCAACCGACUCGAUGUCACCAGUCACUAUCGGCAUAAAAAGAGGGCGAGAGAAUGGGCAAGAGCCAGAAUCGGAAGUUGAACCAGCUCCUAAGAAGGCGUUUGGAUUUGAAAUGAAGCUGAGUAGUAACAUGCCCUCGAACCAAGCGAGUCGUAAAAAGCUGGAGUCAGUCUUUGGCGGAGGUGACGAUGACGACGGAACAGGAGUGACUCCUAAGCGGAAACUGGUCAAACUGGACGAGGACGAUAUGGCUAAGGAUGACAGUAACGAGGCUGAAGAUAAGAAACGGAUUAUUAAGUCGCUUAUAGAACGUAUUCCUACUGCUAAAGAUGAACUGUUUGCUUAUAGCUUGGACUGGACUAUGAUCGACCAGGGUCUUGUAGAUCGCAGGAUACGUCCUUGGGUUAAUAAGAAAAUUAUCGAGUACAUUGGCGAAGAGGAGCUGACCUUAACAGAUUUCAUUUGUAGCAAGGUCAUAGCUAGAAGUUCGCCAAAACACAUCCUUGAGGACGUCUCUAUGGUCCUGGAUGAAGAAGCAGAGGUUUUUGUGGUCAAGAUGUGGCGCCUUCUCAUCUACGAAACAGAGGCUAAGAAGCUGGGGUUGGUCAAAUGAUCCUGUUGUUAUAGUAUUUGUUAUCAAAUCUUACUUCUACUUUUCACCUUUGUAUUCUUAAAUUAAUGAAAAAAGAACUGUUGAGUGAUGUAAAUAUGUUGCAAUACGUCCAUGAUUGUGGAGUCCACUCCUUUUACCUUCUCUCUUUUUUUUUUCUCCUUUUGGGUAGACUCCAGGCUCUCUAAAGAUUAGGCUUGAAUUUCCCAGACAGCUCAUUUCCACAAGGCAAACACAUUUGAAAACUCUUAACCCUAUCACUCUCUGAAGUGAUCAUUGCUAGAUUCUCCUGACUUUCAGAUGGACUUAAUCUACACGGUAAAACGAAGUAUUCGUGGAUAGCCAACAGAAAAAUCGGUAGAUUAAUAGGAGAAUUAGCAUUGAGAUGAAGGGUUACCUACGUUAGUUAUCUUACUGUUUCCUCGGCUCGAGUUUGUGUACUUCUGCAAGCAUACAAUAAAAUUGGGAGAUACUAAGUGCCCGUCCAACCUUGUUCCAAGCUCUUAGCCUCACAAUCGUUGUGAGGAGUCUGGAAACAAGGUUGCAUAGGCUGCCUAACCAUAAGUAAAUAGAGACAUUAUCAAGCAAACGACAAAUGAGAAAGAUGGAAUACAUUCAGCCUAAAGUAGGAAAAGAUUACUGGUAAUAUUCCAUAGGAGGCUACGUGUAAAUGAAGAAGUAAUCAAAUGAAAGUCGAGUGUAAACAGAAAGAUUAUUGCAAGACUAGAAAUUCUAAACCAUCUCACUUUCGUCUGAUUUGAAUGUCAAAUGCAAGUGUGUUUUCUCAGUUGUUUAAAUAAACGAGCUGCCUAAAGUAUUUCAGUGUAUAGUUUUUUGCAUCUUAUCCGUCAGUUUGUUCUUCGAUGUUAAAUUAAUCGUGAGCCCGUGUUUGGUUACCGUAGAAACACGGAUGCAGCAUCUCUUUUUAUCUUGUAAAAUGAAAAACCAGGGUUGUAAAAAGAAUCUUUUUUUAAGAGAAAAGCACAUUGAUUUGCUUGCAAAUUCCCAUUUUACCAGAAUAUCUAAGUUCGGAACUGGAGCUGAACUAUUUAUUAAUUUUUUUACCUUCAAUUUUGGCGUGAAAACUUUCCCAAGAUAUUCUUAAAUUUAUGUCGUAUUGUCUUACCCAGCAUCAAUACGUUGCCUUUUUUGGAUAAAUUUAAAGUAAUUACUUUAAGUACAAACCAAGUAUGACCAAAAAUUGAGAUGUUCUUCAAUGUAUCAUGCAAUAGCAAAAAAAAGUUGCAAAUGCGGACACAGAAAAAAAUCUAACCCCAAGGAUUGGGUUGAUUGUCUCCUUAAAAGUAAAAUUCACAAUUAUUUAAUCUUGAAUUCUACCUCUCCAUCGGAGAAAUGAAUGGGUUAAAUAAAAACGCUCUUAACUGA